AUGGCCACCACCAAGGCGCCAGAGCCCCCAGCCACGGGCGGCGGCGGCAUUGGCGACGACGACUACACCAAGAAUGUUGUGGAACAGCCACAUACUCAGGUCUUGCCUGCGCCUCAGGAGGACUACCCCGUCGAGAGGGUCGAGGCAGUCUACCGGAAGCUGGACUUGCGCAUCAUCCCAGCCUUCUGGAUCCUCUACUUCCUGUGCUCCGCCAUCCGCUCCAACAUUGGGCUCGCCCAGACCAUGAACGUCGCCCAGGGCCAUGACCUCAUGUCGGUCCUGCACCUGACAGCGCGCGAUACCUCCACCGCCCUGGCCCUGUUCUACGUCUCGUAUGUCAUCUUCGACUGCCCUUCCAACCUCGUCAUGAGCAGGCUCAGCCCCCGCGUCUGGAUGGCCCGCAUCGUCUUCGCCGUCGGCCUCAUCGGCAUGUGCUUCGCCGCCGUGCGCGCCGCCUGGUCCGUCAAGCUGCUGCGUUUCCUGCUCGGCGUCGUCAUCGCCGGCAUGUGGCCCGGCAUGAGCUACUACCUGACUCUGUUCUACCCCCCGAGCCGCACCGGCAAGCGGAUUGGUUAUUACUUCAGCGCCGCCCAGAUCUCCGCCGCUGUGGUCGGUCUUGUCAGUGCUGGCUUCCAGGAGAUGGACGGGCUUGGAGGAUUGGUCGGGUUUCAGUGGAUGUUCCUCAUCUAUGGCGCACUGGCUGUCAUUCUGGGCUUCACGCUGCUCUGGUGGCUUCCCGACAGGCCUCUUCCUCCGGGAGAGAAGCGUGAGACGAAAGGCCUGAUGAGGUUCUUUCCCGCACCACCUGAGGCGCUCACAGGGGAGGACGCUGUGGUGCACUACCACGAUCUCAGGAGAGUGUACCAUCCCCGGCCCUGGACAUGGGCAGACUUAGGCUAUGUCCUGAUCGACUGGCGUCUCUGGCCGCUGGUGCUGAUGUACUUUGGCGUCGUGGGCGUCGGUAUCGGCACCCAACUUUACGGCAACGUCAUCAUAGCCUCCAUCAACCCGUCGUACACCGGCAUCCAGGUCAGCCUGCUGUUCGCGCCCAUCUGGGUCAUGGACUUCUUUGCCAUCCUGAUUGUCACUCCCAUCUCUGACCGCUUCCACCGGCUUCGGCCCAUCUUCUUCUCGUGCGCCGUGCUCAUCCAGAUCGCCGGGCUUCUGACCGUCACCUUCGCACUGCAAAACCCAUGGGCCCGUUACGGAGGCCUGCUCAUGGUGGGCUUCGGUCUGGGCCCCACGGUGCCAAUCUGCAUGACCUGGACAAACGAAAUCUUCCAGCGCCGCCACGGCGAGGUCGGCGUCGCAGCGGCCGCGGCGCUCGUCUCCGGGCUGGGAAACCUGGGCAGCAUCACGACCACCUACGCCCUGUACACGGGGUGGCCCGAGGACGCGGCCCCCGGCCCGUACAAGUACCGGCGGAGCAACCUGGCCAUGAUCGGCAUCCUUUGCGUCAGCAUAGUCAGCAGCUUCGCCAUGACCGUCCUCAUCCAAGUGUUUGGCAACAAGCCGAGCCAGAAGAUUGUCAGCAGCGACGGCUCCACCGAUGACUUCCAGGACGGCGCAGCCCGCCGCGAACAGGUGCAGCGAGGCUUUGGGAGGAUUCGGCUCGGCCGACAGGGUUAA
Messenger RNA from Diaporthe amygdali, 1629 nucleotides. RefSeq names its product vitamin h transporter 1. The record is from RefSeq and is a predicted model, not a curated record. The transcript has 2 exons. Lineage: Eukaryota; Fungi; Ascomycota; Sordariomycetes; Diaporthales; Diaporthaceae. Gene Ontology annotation, molecular function: biotin transmembrane transporter activity; dethiobiotin transmembrane transporter activity; solute:proton symporter activity. Gene Ontology annotation, biological process: biotin import across plasma membrane. Gene Ontology annotation, cellular component: membrane. Bases 1 to 1629 code for a protein of 542 amino acids.